UCUGCCCCUUUUUGAAUUUCAUCUUGACAAUGUCAGUCAUCCCAAAUCGUUCUCGACACAACGCAAGGAAAAGAGUUCAUGACGACGCCUCUUAUAUUUCUACCAACCCCAACCAUCUCAAAAGGCAGUCUGGUAUGGACAACGAUCCAACUAUUAGACCAGCAAAGAGGAAGAGGCUAGUCACCUCUGAUGUCGGUCUACAAGAACGUGGAGGAAUCUCUCUGAUCGACUUCCCCUCUCUCCCAAGCCCAUUCAUCCACCACUACCUCAACCACUUCGACCUCGUCCCUAUCAUUCGACCUAUUCCUACCACAGCAGAACCCCCACCACCACCCUACACAUUCCUCAACCCACAUCAAUACAUUCAUCCUCCUCCUCCUCCUCCAUCACGCCCUGACUCUCCAUCGUCAUCAGCAACUUUAGCGAACAGACCGCGAAGAACAGUCCUAUCGAGGUCGACUUCAACACCCACAGCUCAAAUUCCAAUUCCAAUUCCAACCCGUACCCCUAUCCUUGCAGACGUUGCAGAGCUUCAUGCUGUCCUUGCUACGUUGGCAGGACGGCAUUUUCGCUCGAUGUUUACAGGAGCGGGGGAUGCUAUGGGAAUUAGUGGGAGGGAAGAGGUGGACACGCUAGCUGCGUUUAUGUGUGCGGUGGAGAAUGGGCAGAGAGGGCCUGGAAUACCGAGGAGGAGAUGAGAUUUGGUGUUGCAUGAUGGUUUGACGAGAUAGAGGAACAGCGUUGGGUGGUUUUGGCGAUGGCCGCAACUCCCCACCGAUCCAUCGUUCACUUUUAACCAGUCAACGUACGAAAUCAACGGCUUAACAACUGCAUCGACAAGACGUUGCAAUUGAUGUUUUGAGAGGAGAAUGCCACCUUGAAAAUGGUAGGUCACGACGAAAGGAUAGGGAUUUGUGUUCAUUGGAAUUGUAGUCGAUGGCGACCUCAUAUCUAUAUCAUUAAUCAAAGUGCUGAUGGCGAUGUCUAGAAUAGCCUUGCCAUCACUUCAUUGUAUUUUUGAGGAGGGAAUUGAAGAUCGCGUAGUUUCGCC
This is a messenger RNA of Marasmius oreades (fairy-ring Marasmius), 1051 nucleotides long. RefSeq lists its product as uncharacterized. The transcript is spliced from 3 exons. The record is from RefSeq and is a predicted model, not a curated record. NCBI's taxonomy places the organism in Eukaryota, Fungi, Basidiomycota, Agaricomycetes, Agaricales, Marasmiaceae. Bases 30 to 698 code for a protein of 222 amino acids.